Molecule: messenger RNA, 816 nt
Organism: Rosa chinensis
Lineage: Eukaryota; Viridiplantae; Streptophyta; Magnoliopsida; Rosales; Rosaceae
Product: monothiol glutaredoxin-S2
Exons: 1
Coding region: 255-563 (102 amino acids)
Source: RefSeq, a predicted model, not a curated record
CACUCUCACCCAUCUCCUAUAUAAAAACCUCCAUUACAACCUAAAACUCACAAACAAAUCAAACCUCAUCACUCUUCACGUUCCUCACAAACGUCCAAUCUCUAUUUCCUCUAACAUACCGCCUUUCACGAUUUAGUGAUUUACCUAAACCUAAAAGUGGCAUUGCAGACACUUUGCCUAUAAUAGUUAUCUUGUUGCUUUGUUUAAACAUUGUCUUAUUUCCACCGUACGGAAAGACAGCUCACUAUUUGGCAAUGGAGGCGGUGACAAAGAUGGCUUCCGAGAGACCGGUGGUGAUCUUCAGCAAGAGCUCAUGCUGCAUGUCCCACUCAAUCAAGACCUUGCUUUGCGAUUUUGGGGUCAACCCGGCAGUGCAUGAGCUUGAUGAGAUGCAAAGAGGGAGAGAGUUAGAGCAAGCUCUUUUAAGGCUCGGAUGCAACCCAUCUGUGCCAGCUGUGUUCAUUGGUGGCGAAUUUAUUGGUGGAGCCAAUGAGGUCAUGAGUCUUCACCUUAAGCGCUCCUUAAUUCCCAUGCUUAAGCGCGUGGGCGCAUUAUGGGUUUGAUCAAUCUAAUCAUCAAGUUAACCAAGUACUUGCAUGACACGCAAGCUAUUAGAAUGUUAGUUAUGCACGAGAGAUAUAAGAUCGAUAGCAUCUGAGGAUACUUCUUUACUAUUAAGCCUACUAAUAUAGCUACUUAAUUAGUAUUAUGUACUAAUAGCUUUUCCGUAAUCCCAGAAGUGUUAUUGUCUCAAACACGUUAAUGGUUGACAUUUGUAUUCAACAGUAUAAUAUAUUGGUGCAUUUUAUGAAAAUG